AUGGGUGUUAUCCAAUUGGAAGAGGCGAUUGCCAUGAGACCCAAGAGUAUUAAAAAGUUUUACGAACCCAUGAUACUCUUCAAAGUUUUGACUAUGAAGAUGCUGGCCACAGCAACACAUAGCGAUCUUGAAGAGGUUUGGGAUCUUAACGACCCAAAGCAACUGUUUGAAGCAUUUGUCAACAAGCUAUGCUAUGUCUGUGAUAACCAAAAAGGUGAUAGGGGUGCUACGAUAACUUCUUUUGUCGUACUGCAACCUGAUGAUACUGAUACUAUACAAUACGUUUUUGCUUGCAAUCAGCAAACCAACACCGAACUGCAAGCCACGGAAGGCUUUGUAGAGAAGCUUUUGAAGCUCAUUGGCAACGAUGAAAGACGUAAGAUUUUACUUCAUCAUGUUCUCCGGAACAAUAGGAAGAGGGUCCGCCUGCUUUUCCAAGACCUUGUUAGGGAGACCUCGAAAUGCUUGACAAGGUGUUCAAUUGAUCUUGAGCAAAACCGGGAAUCGGUGCAAGAUUUAUUACACGACAUGAUUAGAGUGCUGCCUGACGAUGAGGAUAUAUUGACAGACGAAGAACCCAUUUAUCUAUCUGGCUGUGAUAGAAUGAUGAAGGCAUUGGAAAAGUUUGAGAAGUCGCCAGCCAGUGAAACCAUCAUCCAAAUGUCUCGCGACAUUCGGGCAAGGGGUCACAACUCAUCAAACGACUGCUGGCCGGAGAUGCUACAUGCGGUGAAGCGCAUUUUGGCGUACCCAUCCUCAAUAAGGUUCUUCAAAGAGGCUCACGCGGCGUUUCCAGAACUUUUUGAAGAAUUCCAGAUUUCCUUCCUACCGUCAAGUAUCCCCCUCGCAAAGAGCCAAAUCUGCCGAGCCAAGAGUUACCAGGCGGAAGGGAUUGUCAACAGGAUGACAAGAAAGAUGGAACACUAUGAGAAGUUUAAAAAACUCGUGAGCGAUCUCCAGCUGUUUAAUCUGGAUGACAGAAUACGGGCCGAGUACGAGAAGGAUAGCUUCCGGCCCUUUGUUCAUUCAGAAGCCCACCUCCAUGGCUGGCUGGGGAAUACGCCGGGGGGAUUCUCUGAGGCGCGUUUCUUCAGAGGCUGGAGGUACAUUGGGAGCAGCAAGCCGACAUGCAAACUCUGCCAUUACUACUUCCAAGAGCAUGGAUCGGGUGUCGGCCAUCGAAUCUGCCACUCGAAUCUCUAUCCGUGUUGGCGACUCCCAGACGUACCUGUUUCAGCCGGGACAGCGGGUGAACAAGAUCGACAAGUGAUUUAUGAUCGAAUCAUCCAAAGAGUACGCAAAGACGCCUUCGACAUCAUAGGGAAGAAGGCCGCGCCAAAAUAUAGAAUGCAUGAUUCGAAUACAUUCUCUGCAAGAAUGCCGUUUGAGGACCAUCUUUCGACCACCGCAUCGGAUUUGGACGAUGUUUCGUCCCUGCUUGGGAAUCUCGAUAUCAAUGAAUAG
Messenger RNA from Clonostachys solani, 1464 nucleotides. The record is from the annotation of a GenBank genome assembly. NCBI's taxonomy places the organism in Eukaryota, Fungi, Ascomycota, Sordariomycetes, Hypocreales, Bionectriaceae.